This is a messenger RNA of Acaulospora morrowiae, 131 nucleotides long. The record is from the annotation of a GenBank genome assembly. Lineage: Eukaryota; Fungi; Glomeromycota; Glomeromycetes; Diversisporales; Acaulosporaceae.
AUGCCAGAAGACCUUCACACUAUCGAAAAAGAAGUAGGAAUAACAAAGGACCAAUUAAACAGAGAAUCCUCUUUGUUCAAAGAAACCAUAGCUAGAAUUAAAGAAAAAUAUGCUGGUGACAUUCCAAGAGA